Aureobasidium musti is the source of this 978-nucleotide messenger RNA. Lineage: Eukaryota; Fungi; Ascomycota; Dothideomycetes; Dothideales; Saccotheciaceae. The record is from the annotation of a GenBank genome assembly.
AUGGUCGAUCCUUUCAGCAUCACACUUGGUGCAAUUGAAAUUCUAGCCCUUGCAUUCAAAGCAUCCAAGACAUUGUACGAGCUCUCUCAGAGCAUCCGAGGCCAUUUCAAGGAGGUGAGAGACAUGCAUGAAGAGUUCGACGGACUGAUCACGAUCUUGAGUCGUUUGCAAGGAAAACCCAGCAACAGUCUAUCGAGCAAGGACGCCAUGCUGAGAGCGCCACUCGAAGGAUGUUUGGAUUGCUGCGAAGAGCUAAACAAGUCGCUGGAGGGUCUGGACCGUCCGAGCAUCGGUGAUUGGCUGAAGCUGCAAUUCAAAAGCAAGACCAUCAAAGAUCUAAAGAUGAGACUUGCAAGUUACAAGGAACAGUUGAGUCUUGGACUUCAGAUCAUCGAGCUCGAAGAGAUGUCAGCAUCCAGAGACGACAUGCUCAAGCUCAAAGAAAAGAUGGGAGACGUCAAGAAAGAUGUUGAGUACGAAAUGAAGCUGAUCAACGACACCCUGAUGGGUGUGCAGAAAUCGGUUCAAGAAGUGCAGGAGCUGGAAAAGGAAAGAAGGAAGCUCGAAGCGGACCUUGCUGCGUGCCAAGCCGCCGACAAGGUCAUUGACGAUCACUGCACUCGCACCAUCUUCGUCCUGAACAACAACACAGCCGGCGAUAAUUCACGUCAAUUUAUCGGAACCGAGAAUUUCAGCUUUGAAGGACAAUUUACUGCUACCCAUAACCACGCCGGUCCAUCCUCAGUCCAGCGCCUUGGUAUGUUCUCGCCGGACACGCACCUUGACUCGGUCGAAACAUCAACUACACCAGCAACCCGCAACCACAAGGCCACCGUGACUGUUGAUGAUGUCCGCAUUCAAAGACUCGUCAUGGGAGGAGCAUUCCCAAGCUUGAGCAGGCUGCCUGGAGUUCGUGGUGAGAGCGAUGACGACGCACCGACUCCUCUGCCCACUGCACAGCACCACAGACAGGACUGA